Papilio machaon (common yellow swallowtail) is the source of this 621-nucleotide messenger RNA. RefSeq lists its product as uncharacterized. Bases 109 to 585 code for a protein of 158 amino acids. The transcript is spliced from 4 exons. The record is from RefSeq and is a predicted model, not a curated record. Lineage: Eukaryota; Metazoa; Arthropoda; Insecta; Lepidoptera; Papilionidae.
CUUAUUUUCGUUAUUUACAUUCAAUUGGCAUCAGUUACAACUGACCAGCACAGACUGAAGAGGCUACAGUGUUAAUAUAUAUCGAAAAACAAGUGACGGAACGAAAAUAUGGCGGGAAAAAUUUUGUUAUUUGUUUUUCUUACUGUCAUCGCUCUCAGCCAUGGUGAAGCUCAGAAUAACUUCGAGACCAGCAGAGUUAAAGUACCAACGGGUAUAGGAUUUAGCCAAAUACUGGACUAUUUACUAGGAGGCUACGGGAACGGGCAUUACCCGGAAAGAUACCCGGGCGGGUAUUAUCCGGGUGGCGGUUACCACGGGCAAUAUCCGGGUUACAAUCCGGGACUGGUGGGACCACCUGGUGCUCAUCCGGGUUGUCCGCUCUGCGAUUCUUCUGUAUACAGCUAUUGUUCGUAUAAGCAGGCUCAUGACGCGUGCUGUUGCGAACAUUCUGGUUUUAUGUCCUUCUACUGCCACAGCACCAACUGCAAUUUCGUGUAUGCCAACUCCUGCGAGGAGUACCACCUCAUUACUAACUGCUGCUGUGUCGAUGUUCAGAAGAGCGCGUUACCCAACGUCGUCGCAUAAUUGACUCUAUUGCAUACGCAAUUAGUUUUAAAAUGG